AUGUCUGACUCGGCCAAGGAGUAUCUCACUAACAAGUUUUACGGGGAGCCCUUUCUUCCGAAGGACUUCACACUGUUAGCCUACUUUAUCAAUAUCAAAAUUCAGGGUCUUAUUUAUGAGAAUUAUUUUGAUAAUGUUAACCACAAGUGGAACUGGUUUUCCAUAACUAAAGAUAUUAUUAUCUCUCAUAUUUUGUUCCAUUAUAUUAGUAAGCUUUACUUAUUUGUCCGAGGAUAUGGCAUUAUUAGGACACUUGAAAUUGGUUAUCAUACAAUAAGCAGAAAGUUCUUCAUAUUAAUAAUGUCUUUGCCGCCAAUCAAGAGUAAAGUGCAGAAAGAAUUGGAACCAACUGUGCAAAAGAUCGAGCAAGAGUUGAUGAAAAAUGAUGCUGACUUGUUACAGACAUCCCAAUUACCUAAAACAGGCUUGUCAAACGAUGAGAUUACUGGUGAGCUCGAAAAGUUGAAAGCUUUAAAGCAUUCUGAUUGGGAAAAUGGAAGGGUCAGCGGUGCUGUGUACCAUGGCGGUGAUGAUCUUUUGGAAUUGCAAACUAAAGCGUACCAUGAAUACGCUGUAGCGAAUCAAUUACAUCCUGAUGUUUUUCCCGGUGUUCGCAAAAUGGAAUCCGAAGUUGUAUCAAUGGUCUUAAAUCUUUUUAAUGCGCCGAAGUCUGGGUGUGGCUCCACCACAUCAGGAGGUACUGAGUCUUUAUUGUUGGCUGGUUUAGCAGCAAGAGAAUAUGGAAAGCGACAUCGUGGAAUCACUGAACCCGAAAUUAUUGCUCCUUCAACCGUUCAUGCUGGUAUUGAUAAGGCAUGCUAUUAUUUCGGAAUCACAUUGAGGAAGGUAGACCUUGAUGCAGAUACGUAUAAAGUUGAUAUUAAUAAAGUAAAGAAACAUAUAAAUAGAAAUACAAUUUUACUCGUGGGUUCUGCACCAAAUUAUCCUCAUGGCAUAAUUGAUGACAUCGAGGCCUUGUCAAAAUUAGCAGUAAAGUAUAAAAUUCCAUUACAUGUUGAUGCAUGUUUAGGAUCAUUUAUUGUGCCUUUCUUAGAAAAAACAAAAGUGCAUGGCGACAAAAGAAUUCCAAUAUUUGAUUUUCGUUUAGAAGGUGUCACUUCAAUCUCUUGUGAUACUCAUAAAUAUGGAUUUGCUCCCAAGGGUUCUUCUAUAAUAAUGUAUCGUAAUCCAAAAUUAAGGGAAUGUCAGUAUUAUGUUCUGACGGAUUGGAUUGGAGGUUUAUAUGGCUCGCCCACUCUUGCAGGAUCUAGACCCGGCGCUUUAAUGGUGGGUUGCUGGGCCACUUUACUAAGCAUUGGAGAGAACGGUUAUGCUAAGCUAGGGUAUGAUAUUGUUAAGGCAUCUAUGAAGGUCAAGGAAAGUAUUUUGAACGAUAGUGCAUUAAACAAGUACUUAGAAGUCAUUGGCGACCCUAUAGGCUCAGUUAUUGCAUUUAAAUUUAAAGAUGAGUAUUCUGAGUACCUAAACAUAUAUGACUUGGGUGACUCUUUGAACUCAAAAGGAUGGCAUUUCGCGGCUUUGCAAAGUCCUGCUGCCCUUCACUUUGCCUUCACGAAACUUACUGUACCUAUUGUUGAAGAACUCAUUGAAGACUUAUUAUACACAGUUGAAGUUCUAGUCCAGAAAAUGGAUACCAGCGAAAAAAAUAAAGCAACGAGCGAUACUGCCGCAUUUUAUGGCGUUGCAGGAAGUGUCAAAACUGUGGGGGUUGCUGAUAAGUUAAUUGUCGCAUUCUUGGACACUUUGUAUAAAGUUUAG
Messenger RNA from Priceomyces carsonii, 1779 nucleotides. RefSeq names its product sphinganine-1-phosphate aldolase. Gene Ontology annotation, biological process: sphingolipid catabolic process; carboxylic acid metabolic process. The record is from RefSeq and is a predicted model, not a curated record. Lineage: Eukaryota; Fungi; Ascomycota; Pichiomycetes; Serinales; Debaryomycetaceae. Gene Ontology annotation, molecular function: sphinganine-1-phosphate aldolase activity; pyridoxal phosphate binding. The coding region runs from base 1 to 1779 and encodes 592 amino acids. The transcript has a single exon. Gene Ontology annotation, cellular component: endoplasmic reticulum.